This is a messenger RNA of Antechinus flavipes (yellow-footed antechinus), 1595 nucleotides long. It is a transcript of the gene RFC5, whose product is annotated as replication factor C subunit 5. Gene Ontology annotation, cellular component: DNA replication factor C complex; nucleus. Bases 89 to 1117 code for a protein of 342 amino acids. The transcript has 11 exons. Gene Ontology annotation, biological process: DNA-templated DNA replication; DNA repair. NCBI's taxonomy places the organism in Eukaryota, Metazoa, Chordata, Mammalia, Dasyuromorphia, Dasyuridae. Gene Ontology annotation, molecular function: ATP hydrolysis activity; ATP binding; DNA binding. The record is from RefSeq and is a predicted model, not a curated record.
GGGCGCGCGCGAGUCGUGGCGGGAACUGAGAGGCAGCUGUCUAGUUUCUUCCGCGCGGUACCCGAGUCCGCUCUCUGUCAGCGCCGGCAUGGAGGCUCCGGCCGUCCGGAAGCAGCAGCAGCAGCAGCAGCCUGCGGCCAAAAGCAGGAACCUGCCUUGGGUUGAAAAAUACCGACCACAGACACUGAAUGACUUAAUCUCUCAUCAGGAUAUCCUAAGCACCAUCCAAAAAUUUAUCAGUGAAGAUCGACUGCCACAUCUGCUUCUUUAUGGCCCCCCCGGGACAGGAAAGACAUCCACCAUUCUGGCCUGUGCCAAACAACUCUACAAAGACAAAGAGUUCAAUUCCAUGGUCCUGGAGCUCAAUGCUUCUGAUGACCGAGGAAUAGAUAUUGUACGGGGACCGAUUCUGAGCUUUGCCAGCACAAGGACGAUAUUUAAGAAAGGUUUUAAACUCGUGAUACUGGAUGAGGCAGAUGCCAUGACCCAGGAUGCUCAGAAUGCCUUGAGAAGAGUGAUUGAAAAAUUCACAGAGAACACCAGAUUUUGUCUCAUCUGUAAUUACCUGUCAAAGAUCAUCCCCGCCCUGCAGUCUCGAUGCACCAGGUUCCGAUUUGGUCCCUUGACUCCAGAGCUGAUGGUUCCCCGCCUGGAGCAUGUCAUAGAAGAAGAGAAUGUUGACAUAAGUGAAGAUGGAAUGAAAGCUCUCAUCACCCUUUCUAGUGGUGACAUGCGAAGGGCCCUGAACAUUUUGCAGAGCACCAACAUGGCUUUUGGGAAGGUGACCGAAGAGACGGUGUAUACCUGCACAGGGCACCCGCUCAAGGCUGACAUCGCCAACAUUCUGGACUGGAUGCUGAACCAGGACUUCACCACAGCGUACAGGAAUAUCAUGGAACUGAAAACCCUCAAGGGUUUGGCACUGCAUGAUAUUCUGACAGAGAUACACUUAUUUGUACAUCGAGUUGAUUUUCCACCUGCAGUUCGAAUACAUUUGCUGAUCAAAAUGGCAGAUAUUGAACACAGACUUGCUGUUGGCACAAGUGAGAAGAUUCAGCUAAGUUCUCUCAUUGCUGCUUUUCAAGUCACCAGAGAUUUAAUUGUAGCAGAAGCCUGAGCAAAAGUAGUUUCUAAGCACGUCUUCAGCAAUGAUUAGAAAACAAGACUCCUACUUCUCUGACUCUUGGGGUGAAGCAGUGGCCCCGGAGAGCUGGAAAUGGACAAGAAGUCCUAGAAACGUUGACUUUCCCCAUUUGGGUAAUAAGGUAAUGUCCAGGGACAUUUGGGUGUUAAAACUGCUGCAUUGUUUGGAGUGAGAAUAGGCGGCUAUUUCAUGGUCUGACCUUGGGAUGCCCAGUUUAUUGAAGGCCUUUUUGCCCACCUGGGGCUCUGAUAGAGGGAGAGUAGUCCCUAAGUGUGCCUGCCCCAAGUGGAGCUGUCCCAGAGAGUAAUAUUUGUUUUUUCAAGUGUAAUCUGUGAUAAAAUCUUCUUUGUCUAUUUAAAGACAUUAUUGGAUUUAUGGUUGAAAAUAAAUUUUGUGCUUUUGUAAGACUGAUCUUUAAUAAAUGACCAAUAAAGGAUAAAAGACCAAUAAA